CGGAAGUGUCGCCUGUGUCUCGCGCUGCUCUCUCAGUCUCCGGUAGCGGCGGCGAAGUUGGUUGUUGUUUUUUUUUAAACAAAUGGGUGAUGAAAAGGAUUCUUGGAAAGUGAAAACUUUAGAUGAAAUUCUUCAAGAAAAAAAACGCAGGAAGGAGCAAGAAGAGAAGGCAGAGAUAAAACGUAUGAAAAAUUCAGAUGACAGGGAUUCCAAACGGGAUUCCCUGGAGGAGGGGGAGCUGAGGGACCAUCGCAUGGAAAUAACCAUCAGGAACUCCCCAUACAGGAGGGAAGACUCCAUGGAAGACAGAGGAGAAGAAGAUGAUUCUUUGGCUAUAAAACCACCACAGCAAAUGUCACGGAAGGAGAAAACCCAUCACAGGAAAGAUGAGAAGAGGAAAGAGAAGCGCAGGCACCGCAGCCAUUCAGCUGAAGGGAAACAUGCCAGAGUGAAGGAGAAGGAACGGGAACACGAGCGCAGGAAGAGGCACAGGGAGGAGCAGGACAAAGCCCGGAGAGAGUGGGAGAGGCAGAAACGGAGAGAAAUGGCAAGGGAGCAUUCCAGGAGGGAGAGAGACCGUCUGGAGCAGCUGGAGCGGGAACGAGAGAGGAAAAUCCGAGAGCAGCAGAAGGAACAAAGGGAGCAAAAAGAGCGGGAAAGGCGCGCGGAGGAGCGGCGCAAGGAGCGGGAGGCCAGGAGAGAUGUUUCUGCACACCAUAGAACAGUGAGGGAAGAAUAUGGAGACAAAGUAAAAAUGAGACCCUGGAGUCGCAGCCCAUUACGACAGCAGAGAGAGAAACUUGAGCAAGGAGAGAGCAGGAAACCAGCAGUAAAAGAAGAGAAGCCAGAAGAGAGAGAUCCUCUUUCAGACUUGCAAGAUGUCAGUGACAGUGAGAGAAAAACCAGCUCAGCUGAGUCUUCUUCAGAAUCUGGGUCAGGCUCAGAAGAAGAGGAGGAAGAGUCAAGCAGUGAAGGUUCUGAGGAAGAGGGAGAAGAAGAGGAAGAGGAGGAGGAGACAGGAAGCAAUUCUGAGGAAGUGUCUGAGCAGUCAGCUGAAGAGGUGAGCGAGGAAGAAAUGAGUGAAGAGGAGGAACAGGAGAAUGGAAACCACAUCCCAGUUGUUCCAGAGUCAAGGUUUGACCGGGAUUCAGCAGGAAGUGAAGUGGAAGAGGAGGAGGUGGGGGAGGGCACCCCUCACUCCAAUGCCAUGACAGAAGGGGAUUACAUUCCUGACUCCCCAGUCUCCUCACCCAUUGAACUGAAACAGGAGCUCCCCAAGUAUCUUCCUGCUCUUCAGGGUUGUCGCAGUGUGGAGGAGUUUCAGUGUUUGAACAGGAUUGAAGAAGGAACAUAUGGUGUUGUGUACAGAGCAAAAGACAAGAAGACUGAUGAAAUUGUGGCUCUGAAACGACUGAAAAUGGAAAAGGAAAAGGAAGGCUUUCCCAUUACUUCUCUGAGAGAAAUAAACACUAUUCUGAAAGCACAACACCUCAAUAUUGUCACUGUCAGAGAAAUUGUUGUAGGCAGUAAUAUGGAUAAAAUCUAUAUUGUCAUGAACUAUGUAGAACAUGAUCUCAAGAGCCUGAUGGAAACCAUGAAGCAGCCGUUUCUCCCAGGUGAAGUGAAAACCUUGAUGAUCCAGUUACUGCGAGGAGUCAAGCACCUUCAUGACAACUGGAUACUUCACAGAGACCUGAAAACUUCCAACCUGCUUCUCAGCCACUCAGGCAUCUUAAAAGUUGGAGAUUUUGGGUUAGCCAGAGAAUAUGGAUCCCCCCUGAAGCCAUACACCCCUGUGGUUGUCACCCUCUGGUACAGAGCUCCAGAGCUGUUGCUGGGAGCUAAGGAAUAUUCAACAGCAAUAGACAUGUGGUCAGUGGGCUGCAUCUUUGGGGAGCUCCUGACACAGAAACCCCUGUUCCCGGGCAAGUCAGAAAUUGACCAGAUCAACAAAGUUUUUAAGGAUCUGGGUACUCCUAGUGAGAAGAUCUGGCCUGGUUACAACGAGCUGCCAGCAGUGAAGAAGAUGACAUUCACAGAGUAUCCCUACAACAACCUCCGCAAGAGAUUUGGGGCACUCCUGUCUGACCAGGGCUUUGACCUGAUGAACAACUUUUUGACCUACUACCCAGCCAGGAGAAUCACUGCUGAAGAUGGUUUGAAGCACGAGUAUUUCCGUGAGACUCCCCUUCCCAUUGACCCCUCCAUGUUUCCCACCUGGCCAGCAAAAAGUGAACAGCAAAGGGUAAAACGUGGCACCAGCCCCCGGCCCCCCGAGGGAGGCCUGGGGUACAGUCAGCUGGGGGAUGAUGAUCUGAAAGACACAGGUUUCCAUCUGACCACCACAAACCAGGGGGCAUCUGCUGCAGGACCUGGUUUCAGCCUCAAGUUCUAAACUCAUCAUGAAAGGAGGAAAUUAAAAGAACUGGUCAUGGGAGUGGAUUUUUUGAGAGCCCCGGUUCUGUUCUUCACUUCAGGGAGACCUUAUGGUUUUCACAGGGAAAAAGGCAAAUGUCAUCCCAGAUCUGAAGGCUCUUGGCUGGGUGGGGAGUGAAACUGCAGCAUUCCGGGGCAGGACUGGAAUUACCCUGACAAGCCAAGGAGCACUGCAGAAUUUGACACAGGAAAACUUGAAGUACAAUCCUGGAACAGUU
Calypte anna (Anna's hummingbird) is the source of this 2654-nucleotide messenger RNA. Its product is annotated as cyclin-dependent kinase 11B. The transcript is spliced from 20 exons. Gene Ontology annotation, cellular component: nucleus. NCBI's taxonomy places the organism in Eukaryota, Metazoa, Chordata, Aves, Apodiformes, Trochilidae. Bases 83 to 2395 code for a protein of 770 amino acids. Gene Ontology annotation, molecular function: cyclin-dependent protein serine/threonine kinase activity; ATP binding. The record is from RefSeq and is a predicted model, not a curated record. Gene Ontology annotation, biological process: protein phosphorylation; regulation of mitotic cell cycle.